AUGAGAGGAACCCCCGGUUUACCCGGUGCUAUGGGAGAUCCAGGUUUGGACGGUGCACCCGGUCUGGACAUGCGAGGAUUACCAGGAAUGAGAGGAGAAGAUGGUGCUGAUGGAGAAAACGGAGAGCGAGGAGAGGCAGGUACCUCUGGAGCACCAGGAAUUAACGGUAUUGACGGUCUCAUGGGGGACGGAGGACUGCCCGGUUCCCCGGGACGAGCUGGUGUCCCUGGUACCCCAGGCCAGGGUGGAGAGCCUGGGUUAGGAGGAGAACCUGGUUCACCUGGUAGAGAUGGGUUUAACGGAGUGAACGGUCAGAAGGGUACAUCAGGAGUGAACGGUAUGCCCGGAAGACCAGGUUUGAGAGGAAUGGGAGGAACCCCUGGUUUGAGAGGACCUCCAGGAGCACCUGGUACUGCUGGAACUGAUGGUACUCCUGGUAGUCCAGGAGAAGAUGGUCGGGACGGUAAAGUACGUUACGCUCAAAAGGGAGAAAGGGGAGACCCCGGUGCUGACGGAGCUCGGGGAGCACCAGGUGACGAUGGUUUGCUGGGAUCUGGGGGAAGGCCUGGUCUGGAUGGACUCGCUGGAAUGCCUGGACGACGUGGAGGCAGAGGAGAGCCUGGAGUUCCCGGAUAUGAUGGUCAACCUGGCCUGCCUGGAGAAUUUUCUUACAAAAUUAUCCUUUGUAUUCAGGGAUUCUUGUUCACUCCACAUUCCGGACCUUUACUGAUAGUUGAAAUUCGACAUAUGACGUCAUCUAGCGUCAUCUAG
Molecule: messenger RNA, 771 nt
Organism: Bolinopsis microptera
Lineage: Eukaryota; Metazoa; Ctenophora; Tentaculata; Lobata; Bolinopsidae
Product: collagen alpha-1(III) chain-like
Exons: 8
Coding region: 1-771 (256 amino acids)
Cellular component (GO): extracellular matrix
Source: RefSeq, a predicted model, not a curated record